AUGUGGCAGGCAUGUGGGGCUCUCCUUGGCCACCUCUGGCAACUGAUUUGGAGCCACAUAUGGUUGGCAACUCUGGGACAUGCCUGGCAUGUAUAUAGCUCAUUUAUAAUCAUCAUUGUGCUUUUCCCAGCCAGAGGUUUUGUAAACCUGGCCAGGCAUCUGUAUGAGCCAAAAAAGACCAGUGGCUUGUUUCAGGGUCAGAAGGGGCUUGAGGAAAUUAGUCCCUUACUUGAGUACCAGCAGACACCAGAGAUGGCUAGCCCCUUCCUCCACUAUGGAAAUGACCCUGAGGAGAUUAGCCCUGUGCUCCGAUACCUACAGCAUCCUGAAGAAUUUACUGUCUUGUACCAACAACCACCAAAGUCUGAGGCAGAGAUUGAUACUGCAAUCCAGCAGUCAGAGGAAAUCAGUCCUGUGCUGCAGUAUCUACAACAGCUGGAGGAAAUUGGCAGCAACCUGCUUCAACAGGACAGCUGCCACAUAUCUUCCUGCCCAAGAAUUGUCAAGAAAGUGGAGACUGUGACUCAGGUGCCCAUGGACACAGCCUUCCCAAUGCCUGCCACCACAUAUCAUGUAAACAAAAUGACCGAUCCUCCACUAGAAAAGCCUGGCUAUAAAAACAAGGAGCAGGUCACAUAUAACAAGGCUGGGGUGCCAUCCAACAAAGCACUUUCCUCAAGGACCUCCAGUGCAAACUCUUGGGACAGCUCCAAGAAUCUGGAAGGGGAUAAACCAAGAGGUGAAUUCAUCUGCCAAACACCUCCUUCCACACAUCACUUUCCAGCAAAAACCAACAAUAGACAGAACCACAAUUCCAAAACUCCUUCUUUCCAAUAUAUUCACCAUGAAUCACCUAAAAUAUGUGUUGGAAGAAAGGAUAGCUUUGAAAGCAAAAUUUCUCUUGGAAAUCACCAGAAGGAAAGGGCUACAAGUUCCCAAGAACAUGCCAAGUUUGUCCAAGAAAAAGCAGAACCCAUCAGCUUUAAUCCAGAUGAAUCAACAGGCAAGUUACAUCAUUCUGUACGAACUGAGUUGUUCAGCUCUCCCACAAAAAAUAUGAAGAGCAGCUAUGAAGACACUGAAGAAGCCAAGACUGUUUUGAAUACCAAAGACUCCUUGGCUUCAGGUAUACAAAACGUUAAAGUAGAAGGGAAGCCCCCUCAUGAAAAGAGAAGCAGUCUGGUGCCUGCCAAUAUCAAAGCCAAAUAUGGCACCACAGUAGUGGAGAAGCUGAUAUCAGAGGAACAGGCACGGCGUGCUCUUUGUGAAGCUGGAUUGAUCCAAGGACAAAAAAGACUCAGUGACUGGCCAUUCAAAUCUCUUGAGAAUCCUAUGACAACCUCACCUUAUGCUGAUUAUUAUGAACUGGGUUAUAAUCUGAGAGCCAACAUUUUCCAAGGAGGACCAUUAGAAACUAAAAGCUUGAUGAAGGAUUCUUAUACUCCUGAUGUAAUAAAGAGGGCAGUUCGGGAUCCCAAACGUUGGCAUGGAAGGAAGACUGAUGAUCUAGGGAGAUGGUUCCAGAAAAAUGCUCUAAAUCUUAACCUGCAGAAAGCUUUGGAGCAGAAAUAUGGGGAAAAGAACAAAGGCAGCAAAUCCUAAAAAGGCAUAAAAGAGGCAUAUGAGCCCUGGUGAAAGUUAUCUGCCUCUCCCUCGCAGUGAAAUAAAUCUCAUUGCAGUCUCUGUCCUUAAAUGUACUUAUCUAUAUUGAUAACACUACAAGUAAGUUCAAUUCAGUUGAACAGGGAAAGUCUGUUUGUCUUACUACUGACACUUUAUAGACACUUGAUUACACAAAUCAGCAUAUAAAGUUUUCAAAGUACAGAAUUAGAUCACUAUUUGCUCAUUUCAAGAGGCAACCAAAUGUACUGUUCAUGGAUCCAGUUUAAAACUUGAUGACUUUUCGUUAGUCAAGUAACGAUGAAAGCUUUGCAAAAAUGUUAUACAGAAGAUAUAGACUUCUUUUUAAUUGCACAUUAAAAAUAUCAUAAAAAGAAUUGGAUAGUUCUGGGGUAGUUGAUAUCCUAAAUAAUCAGCCCAACUGCAGGCUAUAUCUGCAUAGGGAAGUCCAAUCUUUAUUGAUAGAAGUGGAUGUGGUAUGAAAACAAUGCAGUAGUGCCCAAAAUAUU
This is a messenger RNA of Pseudonaja textilis, 2129 nucleotides long. RefSeq names its product ciliary microtubule inner protein 4 (gene CIMIP4). The record is from RefSeq and is a predicted model, not a curated record. Lineage: Eukaryota; Metazoa; Chordata; Lepidosauria; Squamata; Elapidae.